Molecule: messenger RNA, 360 nt
Organism: Sodiomyces alkalinus F11
Lineage: Eukaryota; Fungi; Ascomycota; Sordariomycetes; Glomerellales; Plectosphaerellaceae
Exons: 1
Coding region: 39-257 (72 amino acids)
Source: RefSeq, a predicted model, not a curated record
GCAAGUGAUGCUCUCUAUGUCUCCUACAAAGUCGAGCCAUGAUUGGGACUACCAGAAAAAGACUUUUCAUUAGACAGCUUAGCUAUAUACAUCCGUCUGCAAUUGCAUGCGGCAUGCCUGGAACUUGGAAGUCUCGGCACCCCAUUUCCUGCCGCUUCGUUAGGUCAACCCUUCCCCUCGAGCACAUGGUAUUCUUGAUUCCCCUCCAGUUCAGCAAGACCAGUAAAACACAAUCAAGCCACACCCUGAGACCAUAAGUCGAGGACGGGCGAAAAGAAAAAAGCCGAGGGGAUGUCGAGGGGGCGAACAUAGGGUAUCUACGAAAGUGGAAAGAGCAAAGGGAGGAAAACACGACCGGUC